This is a messenger RNA of Labrus bergylta (ballan wrasse), 2302 nucleotides long. RefSeq names its product transmembrane protein 71 (gene tmem71). Lineage: Eukaryota; Metazoa; Chordata; Actinopteri; Labriformes; Labridae. The record is from RefSeq and is a predicted model, not a curated record.
UGUUUCCGGUGUGUGGGUGGGGCUCCUGUGACAGCUGCAGACUGUCUGAGUGUGUUUUUUUUAUCGUCCUGAAGGAAGAACAGCGAGGUUUUAAAAAAAGUAAAGUCAGGAGGAAAACUGACGAGAUGAAAAGUUUGAUGGCUUCACGGUUUUAAAUUCACUUCCGGCUGAAAAGCACAAACAAACCCUGAGGAGGUGAAACAAUCCGACGAUCCGGCCGCUGAGGAUGUGAGAAAACCACAACACGAAAACACUUCACCCACCGCUGAAGACGACGUCUGAGCAGGAAAAAGUUUGAACUAUCGACAGAAGACCCUCGGCUGCAGACAAACAUGUCUCUGUUCUUCUCCGGAGCCGUUACAAGUUCACCCAUAAAGCGAAGGCUUCGCUCCAAUCAGUCCUGUCAGAGCCUCGACACGUCCCUCCUCUCUCCUGACUCCUCCUAUGUCUUUCACUCGUCCAUGGAGGGCGGGGAUCCGUGCUCCUGCCGCCGCUCGCCACGCCUCCUCACCAAUGGAUACUACAGCGUCACGGAGGACAGCUUCUCCUGGGACGACCAGGGCAACGUGUCUCUGUCUCCCUGCAAGAGCAACGUGUCGUACAAGGAGAACCUGGUCAGGGUUUUCCGUCGCAGGCGGCGGCCUCGCAACUCACUGGUUCGCCUGCUGAGCGACGUGACAGAGAGCUGCCAGUCCUGGCUGGACGAGAAGGUCUUCAGAGGCGUGUUCGGGACAGGACACAACCAAAGUCAGAGCUGGGACCAAGAAUUUGUCAAGGACCAGGACCUGGACUGGGCCAGGAGCAGUAAGGAGGGCCUGGCCCCACUGGACGAGUCGUCGUGGUCCAGAUUAAACAGCACGGAGCUGGAUGACAGCCGCAGUUUCACUUACGACCAUACUGAGAUCCCGCCCCCUCCUGACAAAGAAUCCCCGCCCCAAAAGCUCCUCAUCCAGGAGGAGAUUUGUUCAGAGAUCUGUCAAUCAAAGGAGCGGUUCACUCAGUCACUGGGCGGCCUCUCUGAAGUCCCGCCUCCCUUGGCCUUCUACACCAACAGCUGCUGCUGUCAGGCCUCACCUGAGCACACAGGUUUGACGAUGAAAGCCCUUCUCCUGUUCGUCUUCACCAUCUUCAUCUUCACUGCUUUAUACUCUGGAUGUUUCCUUUGGAGCCUGAUGGUUGCAUCCACCGUGUUCAUGAUGAUCACAACAUUUAUGGUUCUGACAAAGUCGGGCCCGAUGGGCGACUGGCGGAGGGCGAAGACGGAGGAUAUCACAUCAAGAAACGAGUGAAGAGAAGAGUCAGACGUCGGGGGGACGGCUUUUCAAAGUUUGUGAUGUGAGACUGUAGGAGAAACAGAAAACGUCCGACGGGACGGAGUAGAAAUAUUUCAUACUUCAGUAACUGUUUGCAUGUGAGUCGCAGCUAAAGGACCAAGUUACACUGAGCUCCGGAAGACUUUUUACAGCAACGCACGUUUCUGAAUGCCAAUCUUUAUCUGAUCAUGUUUGAAAGGGCUGAAGUUCUUUAGUAGUUUUAACAUAAAAUGAAACUUUCAAAUCAAAACAGCGGGAAGGUUCAUCAGACUUCAGGACUAAAAGCUCACAGAGACUCUCAGAUCUUAAAGUCACAUUUCUCCUCACAGCUGCUCAUGAGUGACAUCGAGCCGAUAUAAGUUCAUGUUCUCUCCGUGUUUAAUGCCUGAAACACAUAAUUUUUUAUGUCCGUCAUGUGUGGACUUUCCCGGUGUGUAAACGAGACGGUGUGUUUCUGUUCAAGCUGAAGGAGCUCAUUCACACGGGGAGUUACUGUAGUUUAGCAACUUUUAACAAAUAGAGAAUCCUUUUUUAUCACGUAUAAAACCACCUGAAUGUAGCUGAUGUAUUUUAAAAAUAUUGUAAAUAAGGCUCCGUGUCCACCUGGCGUUUUUUCCAGGCAGACGUCCGUCAUGUUUCUAUGACAACAGUCUGUUGACAACGGUUGCUAUAUAAACGACACUGCUCCGUUACUUUUUACUGCAUGUUUUAUAUUUGAGGUCGUGGAGGGUCAUUGAGGUCGCGAGGAGAAUGUGGGUACAAGACAAACAUCCCCGUAAAACUUCAUUUGGAAAAGAAAAGUGGCGUCAACAGCGCCUUUCUGAAAGGUUGAAAGAUUUUCAACUUGAGUGCUCGAAGUGGCAGCACGAAAAAGGCGAUUGCUCGGUAAAAAGGACGCUUGACGCUGUGCUUUUUCUCCGGGUUCCCGCCUGCUGCUGCAAACGCUCUCUACUCAUUGAAAACAAUUGAUAAAAGACGCUAGCGCUCAG